Molecule: messenger RNA, 2374 nt
Organism: Mesoplodon densirostris (Blainville's beaked whale)
Lineage: Eukaryota; Metazoa; Chordata; Mammalia; Artiodactyla; Ziphiidae
Gene: ASB4
Product: ankyrin repeat and SOCS box containing 4
Exons: 8
Coding region: 338-1618 (426 amino acids)
Biological process (GO): positive regulation of transcription by RNA polymerase II; intracellular signal transduction
Cellular component (GO): nucleus
Molecular function (GO): transcription cis-regulatory region binding; protein binding
Source: RefSeq, a predicted model, not a curated record
ACCUGCCUCUUGAGACACCUUCCCGGCAGUGGGAACCGUCCUCUCCCGCCCCUGGUUAGGUCAAGGGCAUGACACUUUGAAUUCCUUCACCUCCCUUCACUAACAGACAACCCCACGGGAAUCUCAAGCAGGCUGCAGGCCUUUCUCAGUUCUCGAUUAAUCUUCGAAGACAUUCGUUCCGUCCUAGUCCGGAGGAGUGGCCCAGUAAAACGAAUGAGUUUUUAAAAUUCUGGAUAAGAACAAGAAAGAGGAAGUGGAACCUGUGUUAAAUCAUCCUAAUGUUCUUGUAUGUGUGGAAAGACAGCAGAGAUACUGGAUAACUUUAAACUUUCUUAAGAUGUGGAAACUGAAGACCCGAGGAGGUGAAAAGACUUGUUUAAGAGAGUACACAGAUUUGCUCAAGAUUCCCUGUCUACCCCUGCACCGCCAGGAGGACAGUAAAGCCUUGCAGAGGCUGCAUCGGCAGCUACUUUCUCAUUUCUUGUUUGCUGUGUGGACAGACAUUGCAGCUGUGGUGACUGACGGUUAUUGGUUGCCUAGUUACAAAUUAAAGUCUUCCUGGGCCACGGGCCUGCAUCUUUCUGUCUUGUUUGGUCACGUGGAAUGUCUUCUGGUGCUACUGGACCACAAUGCUACAAUCAACUGUAGACCUAAUGGGAAAACCCCUCUUCAUGUGGCUUGUGAAAUGGCCAACUUGGAUUGUAUUAAGAUCCUCUGUGACCGUGGAGCAAAGCUCAAUUGCUACUCCUUAAGUGGACACACAGCUUUACACUUCUGUACGACUCCAAGCUCCAUCCUCUGUGCCAAGCAAUUGGUUUGGAGAGGGGCGAACGUGAACAUGAAGACCAACAACCAGGAUGAGGAGACGCCCUUGCACACGGCUGCCCACUUCGGCCUCCCGGAGCUGGUGGCCUUCUACGUGGAGCACGGGGCCAUAGUGGACAGUGUGAACGCCCACAUGGAGACCCCACUGGCUAUCGCCACCUACUGGGCCCUCCGCUUUAAAGAGCAGGAGUUCAGCAGGGAGCAUCACCUCAUCUGCCGCAUGCUGUUGGACUACAAGGCCGAGGUCAACGCCCGGGAUGACGACUUUAAAACUCCGCUCCACAAGGCAGCCUGGAACUGUGACCACGUGCUCAUGCACAUGAUGCUGGAAGCUGGCGCAGAAGCCAAUCUCAUGGAUAUCAAUGGCUGUGCUGCCAUCCAGUAUGUGCUAAAGGUCACCUCUGUGCGACCUAACGCCCAGCCUGAGAUCUGCUACCAGCUGCUGUUGAACCAUGGGGCAGCUCGAAUAUACCCUCCGCAAUUCCACAAGGUGAUACAGGCUUGCCAUUCUUGUCCCAGAGCAAUCGAAGUUGUUGUCAAUGCCUAUGAACAUAUCAGGUGGAACGUCAAGUGGAAAAGAGCUAUCCCUGAUGAUGACUUGGAGAGAUACUGGGAUUUUUACCACUCUCUCUUCACUGUGUGCAGUAACUCUCCAAGGACUCUCAUGCAUUUAACAAGAUGUGCCAUUCGAAGAACGUUACACAGCAGAUGUCACAGAGUAAUUCCUUUGCUUUCCCUCCCAUUGUCAUUGAAAAAGUACUUGCUUUUAGAGCCAGAGGGAAUCAUUUAUUAAGCCUUAUGAGACAGAAGAUCCCAAUCCUAGAUGUUUAAGUGGACUCGCUGAGUAGACACAGUUUGCAUAAAUAAAAUGGUACUUGGGUUGAUUAUAACACUUCAGGGAUUUAAAAACACUUCACAAACACUAUGUCAUUAAUCCUAGAGUAUCACGGUGAGGGGAAAUAAACAAGAGGUAAAGUUAAGGUAGUCUCAAAAACAAGAGCAUAUCCAGAAGAUCCUGACAUAACAAUAAUAAUUAAUAUGUAUAGUGCUCUUACUUGGUGCCUGCUAUAAUUUUGUAAGAUUUUUCAUAUGUUAUCUCAUUUGAAAUGGGACCCAGGUUUUCUUACAACCAAUUUCAUUCUCUCCCUUAUCAGUAAUAAGUUUACAUUACCGUUCAGUUGGCAAAAUGCUAGGCUUUAGGAUGGGCCUCUUAACCUUGGUGUCCUCCACCCACUCCCACUUAGCAGAAAUUACUGUGGCUAGUUUUGCAAACUCCUUUCCAUAUACUAAGCUCCUCAACUUACUUUUAGUGAAGAAAGCACAAGCAUACUCAAAACAAAGAAAUCUUUGAGUCAAAUUAGAAAUGAAAAACAAAGAUCAGUCCACUUGAAAGUCAAAAUGGACAUUUUAACACUCUCAUUGAACCAAAGACUGGAGAUGCAAAGAUGAGUCCAAAGCGAGGACUCCUGCCCUCCAGGAUCUCACCAUUUAGCAGAGGAUCCGUACACAUAAGCAGGGAACUGCAGUGUCAGAUGUCAGGGGCAAGAGU